AUUUAUUAUAUUCUUUUUCAUUCGAUUUGUCCGAUCUUUUUUGUUUGUUUUUUUUUUCAUCCGGUUUCAAACAAUAGAGGAAUUGAAAAAAAAAAAAAGACAAAACCGUUUGGCCGCGAACAUGGAACAGAAUAACGCGAUUCCGGUGAAACAGACCAAACAAAACGGCAAACCGGUGGUGACGAUUACGGCCAGCGCGGCGGCCAGCGGCAUGGCCGCGGCCAAGGCGGCCAUGAACAAAGCUCUCAAAGACAACGUGCCGAUAAACGUCGCCGUCAGCAAAGUGUUGCAAGGAUACGAUUGGAAUCUGGUGCCGGUGCCCGCCAAGUACGUUAUUUUCUGCGUAUAAAUUAUUGUUUCGGUUUUGAACCCGUUUGUCUUUACCGGUCCGUUUCCGCAAUACCGCAUGUAAAACGCAGCACGUACAUUGUACAUUACGAACGGAUUAUAUCUUUGGUCCCAAUUUUUUUUUUUCAUCUUUUCCCCCUUUAUUUUGGGUCUGAAUGGAAUAAGUAUUUUCAAAAUUUAAUUUUUCUGUGUUGAAAACUAUGUAAAAUUGACUUGAGCCAUUCUCAAUUAAUAUAGGAAAUUUCGCGGUUAUAAUGUAUUGUUGAAUGAACCGUAUACGUUUAAGCUAAAAAAAAAAAAAAAUAUACGAUGUACGUACGCAUAUUGUUUUUGUUCCGUUGGUAAACCAAUUUAGGGAUUCGUUUUUCCGCUGAAAAUUGUGAACAAAUAUUAUAUAUAUCUAAAGUCUGCCUAAAUGAGGUGCGAUUGCGAUCUGCAAAUAUAAAUAUAUAAGUGAUAAACACAUUACCCUCGCUUUUAUUCCGAAGACGGGUAAACAAAUGGUGAGCAUACUCAAACGAGUUAUACUCGUCAAGUCGUUUUUACAGACAUAAUAACCUUUAGUACCUAUUCUCAGAUGGAUUAUGUAUUUAUUUAUCUAGUUUCUUUACAUCACUGGCGUACGCAAAAAAAAGGAAGUUAGGGAUCAUAUCCAUCUUACCAUUAGUUUUUCAAUACCACCGCAAUGAGUAUUUGAUUCAAUGAAUCAACGCUGUUUUCUUAGAUCCGGUUCUUAAAUUCCCAGUUGAUUAAAAAAGAUAAUUCUUCGAUUUUUGUAUGAUUAAUAUUUGCUACGUCCCGCCCAUUGAAAAUUCCUGGGCACUCUAUUGUAGUCUCUAGUUUUAUUUAUAGUAUUAUUUUCGUACUUGCCCCGAGUAAUAAAUCCAAAAUUCGGUAAUGUGUUUUGCCUUUGCGAAAUAUUAUUACGAUGUUUGCAAACGCGUAACUGCAUAUGGCCAAAUUCGAUACAAAAGUUCUCGUCGGUGUAUAGUUUGAAUUAUAAAUCGACUCGCUGCUUACGUAUAACUUAUUCAUAAAUAAAAACAGAUAUACACUAUUAUACAGUUCACUAGCUGCAGCAGUUGUUGAAACGAGUUCCGAAAUAGAAAUGUAUAUACUAUCAUCCACUAUACAUUUUUUAUUUAUUUUUUAUACAAUUCCGGUAUAGGUGCGAAUUUGAAAUACUAUAAAUUUUAAUUUUUCAAUCUCGAAAUCUGCACGUCGUUUUUUAAUGUCCAAUCACGUCAAUUUUUUUAACAAAAAUUAUGCCUUGUUAAAAAAUAAUGAUCUUUUUGUGUUGUACGGAACUAAAUAUUAUGCAUUUCAAUUAUAAAAUAAUAUUGUAUAGUCAGUGUAAUACAGAAUUAUAAGUGUAUGUUAUAUUUAGUAAGAUUUUUCGAAAUUAAUAAUACAAAUAGGUGUAAAAAAACUUCAUACAGAAAUAGUGAUGGUAGUGAUGGAUAGAGUUAAUAACUCAAAAUCGACUGGAAUGAAGUUAAAGAAUUAUGUUUUCGAUAGCUGUAAGAAGAUAGUGUCACACGACGACAAUGUGCGUGAAAAAGUUGGUGUCAAACUAAAGGUACCCGCUGUAACGGUGUCUGACACGAAAAUAGAUACGUAACACUUAAAUUCAUCCCUUGUCGAACACUUCUAACCUUUUUUUUAUAUGUGUAAUAUACCGGUAUAGUUUAAAUAAACGAUUCUCGAUUUUUCUCCUUUUUAACCCAUCAUAAUAUACGUCGUUUACGUCAAUGUAUAUAUAUUCUUUAAAAUUAUGGAUACCUAUAUAGGUACUAAAGAAUUUUACACUAUGUUGGAUUUAUUUUUUCCGGUUGAAUCGAAAACGACUAUACUACUUAAAUAAAACGAAAAAGUUGAAAAAUCAUCUAUAAAUAGUAUUGCUUUGAUUUUUCAAGUAAUUAUUUACAGAAACAUGACCAUUAGGAAAAUUUAACGAAAACAUUUCUUAUACAAUGGUACAAGAAAGAAGAAUCUCGAGAAUGGAAAUAAGGAAGCUAAGGAGAUUAUAACAGUAUAGCUCUCCCAGAUUCCCUGCAGCUCCCUUAAAUAAUCACCAUUAAAGAAAUGAUUAUUUUGUUACAAUUUUUUUUUUUUUUUUUUUUUAUAUACAAUUUAUAACAAAAACUUAUUCUAUAUCACCGAUAAAAAUAUAGAAAGUUUAAUUGUUUACAAUUAAAAAAACACUGUUACUUAAUUUGUUGAUUAUAACUCAACACAAAAUCAAUAAGUCAAUGUAAAAUCUGAACUUUUAUAAUUUAAAAUUGUAUACUCUAGUAUAGUAUAAUAGUAUAAUAUGAUAUGAUAUUUGAAUUUGCAUUUUUAUAGGGGGUUUACUUUAUAUCGCUGUAAAUUAAUAGUUCACUAUUUUUGUUGAUUUGAUUCUAAACGUAGCGAAUGUCCCUAAUAGUAAAACUAUUAUAUGUUUUUUCUGCCUGUAAAUACAUUUUUUACUAGAAAUCUUGCUUCGAUUUUCAAGUGUGGCGUAUUUUCUGAAAUCAAAAUAUGUCUAGUUGUUGCAUUGAGAGAUCGGUUUAUGAUUUUUUUUUUUGUAGUUUUUUUUUUUAUAGUUGGGAAAAAUCGGGAUAAAACAUAGGAAAAACGGGAAAAUUUACAGCAUUAACGGUUUCAUUAUUUUUCGAUUUUGUUUUAUUGUUGUUAUUCAAUUUAAAAUAAUUAUAAGACCCUAAAUUUCACAAAAUAUUUAUACUAGCCUUUUCCAGACAUAGUAAAAUUGAUAUUUUUGAGGUUUUUAAAUUUUGUUUUCUUUCAAUUUUAUAUGGAUACAAUAUUGUUUAAUCGAACGUCGUCAAAAAUGAUUAAUCGUCGCGUACAGAUAUAAGUUAAAUAAUUUUAUGUAUCCUCCCUUGCUAACUUCUCACCCACAGCAGCAGCACACCCAUCAGCAAUGUCAGCUCUUAUUUUUCCUCUCUCAGUUUUUUAUAUACAUAAUUACACGCGCGUUGAUACCUUGUACAUUGUUUUAUGUUUAAGUACAAAAUAAUGAUGGAGACGGGAUUGUGCGUAAUACUCGCAGUUUAUAUAAUUAAUGUACACAAUGGCGGAGAAUAUGUAUUACUGCUGCGCUAUAACGCGGAGAUUAAAAGGGUCACCGAGUUUUAACGCAUAGUAUAAAUCGGUGGCGUCUUAAGUGUCACGUAAGAUUUUCAUUAAAUUUAAGCGCGAAAGUAAUUUGUAUACUUUAUUACUACCGACUGAGAAUAAUCUGGCCAUUUCUGCUGCAGAAAAGUUCAUAAUAAUAUUUUAAACAACUCGCGCGACAAUAUUAUAAUAAUGCCCGACUAGUAGCCGUUUUUCUAAAAAAAAAAAAAAAAUUAUAGAAACUCGUAAACUGCGAAAGGAGUUUCUGUCGUCGUUCAAUGAUUAAUAUCCAUUGUUUGUUGGUAAGUAACCUAUACCUACGCCAUCGCUUUAUUUGUUGCAAAUAUUGUUACAAUGUAGGAAUAUGUUGACUGUUUCGUUCGAAUAUAAUAAAUAUUAUUAUAAUAUAUUCGAAUAUUGGGGUUGAGAGAAGGGAAACAAAUGUUUAAAUUAAUAAUUCGUGACAGGCGAGCCGAUAUUAUCUAUAAAACGUAUAAUUAUUAUAAUAUUAUUUAUUUUGCAACUCGGUGUAAAAUAUUCAAAAUAAAAAAAAUAAUAUUUAUAUUAACUUCCGUUUUUAAUCUCAGCUAGUAUGUAUAUACAUAACUAAGGUUUGAACGUAUUAUUAUGCAUGUAUUUAUUUCACGACAGAUAAAUUAUAUUAGUUUAUAGAUUAUAAAGUAAUAUACAGAGUGCUGCGUUUGUAAAAUGUAAUGUUUAAAACCUAACUAAAAAAAAAAAAAAAAUACCCCGUAUUUCCAAUAAAUAAAACGUAUUUUUUCUUAUCUUUACCGUUUUUUCGAAAAUUUAGCACAAAAAUGUGGGAAUGCACUACGGCGCCACUCGCGUAAUAUCGAACGACGGAAAAAAGAGCAUUUUUAUAAUCAAAUUAUUUCGUAAAGCUGAAAAUUGAAUUAUAUAAUAUUUUUAAUCCGCGAGAAAAGUAUUGUUAUUGAUUUAUUAAUUGUUCGAAAAAUAAUUAAUAUUUUAACAUUUCCAUAGGCAAAAAAAUAAUAAAAUACAAUCAUUAACUUUGUCACAAAAUUAUCGUCAUUAUAAUAAUUUAUUUAUAUUAUAAAAGUUUUAAGCUCGGCAAAUUCGUAAUUUUUGUUUUAUAUAUAAAAUAACACGUCACUCAGUUUACGUUUAACAUAAUUAAAUACGAUUAAUUCUUGAUCGACUUUUAGAGAUUAUUCUUAAUGGAGUACUCGGCAAACGAAUCCUAGCGCGAAGAAGAGAAAAUUAGGGUGUACACCCCCCUAGCCCAUCCCCAUCACCAUCUCUGCACUCGUUAGCUUGAAAUUACAACCGACCAUGAAUAUUUGUAUGAUAAUUUAAUUUUAAAAUUGUGUAUUGCAGCCGAGUUAGGCGUAAUGCUUGAUUUGGUAAAUAAGAGUUGGGUUUUUUGAAUCCGGCUUUUAAAUUUCGAUCGGUAUAUUAUAUAGAAGAGGAUUCUAAGAUUUAUACACUAAUUUAUUAUUCAUUGCAUAUAUCGUUCCCCAAUGGAAAUUCCUGGAUAAGCUUACCGAACGAAUCUGAAAUGAUUUUACGAUGCCACCAAUAACAAGUUCUCGUGUAUUUAUAAUCGUUAAAACUUGACGCGCCGCAAAAUAAAUUGUAUUAUUUUAUCGGAUUUUUUUUUUUUCAGAUAUCCGUUUUCGGAUAUAGAUAAACGGUUUUUUUUUUGCAUAUAUAUAUAUAUAUAUAUAUAUACAUUGUUUGUGUAACGCAUAUUUGCGAUAUCUGCAAGAAGACGCAUAAUAAUAAUAAUAUAUACGUAUACGUUUAAUAUUCGAUAAGUAUAAUACUCCGAGCUUAGAUAAAUAAUAUUAUACCGGCAAAGGAAUGUUUUUGCCGUCAUCAUUGGCGGCUUUAAAAAAAAAAAAAAAAAAAAAAAAUAGGUUUUUUUUAAUAAUUAUUUAUUAUUCGCGUUCGUCCUAUCGUGUACACCGCACCGGAAGAUAAGGGACGGCCGGAAGUUCCUUACUAAAGACACGCAUAUACAUAUAACACCGUCAUCAAGGACGGGGAAUCUAAUUCAAUAGUUCUAUCGUUAUUUUACUGCUUAUAAUUUAUUUAUGUAUGCGUGUGUGUGUGUGUGUGUGUGUAAAAUAUAUCAUCGUAAUACAAAUAUUCAGCAUAUAUAACUAUAAUAUUAUUUCGUGCCGAUAGCGGUACGGUCUUUGUGAUCGACGCCUACGGGUCCGGUGCGUCACGAAUCUAGAAAAAAAAAAAAAAAGAAAAAAAACGAAAACAUUAUAAUAUGUGAAAUAUUUUUGUUAAUUUUAUCUGUCACCGCCGCCGCCGUGUUGUGCGCGGCGGAUGAUCAAUAUAAUAAUAUAUUUCGAAAAAACGCCCUAGUCGGCAAAUUUUUGUUUAUCAUAAACCAUCCGCAGAUAAGCCGUCAUCAUCAUAACCGUCAUCACGGGAGUUCGUAAAUAACGCGGCGAAAAGGGGACCCGGGAGCCGAAGUAUUUUUGAAGUUUUCAUUAAAACGCUCCGGCGUACGCGCGAGCCAUUGAGUAAAAUACGAUUUGUUACUGUAUUUUAGACUUUUCGAGAGUAAUGUUUUAUCGGGUAUUUUUUCUGCCUGUUAAUAAAAUGUUCUUCGCCAGAUAUUAUCUCGCUCCGAUCAUCGACAUUUUAGGUUUUUCCGGUAGCGCAUUUCGGUCACGAGAGAUCGUUUGUUUAAUUUUCCGUAUGCUGUAUCUCGCCAACAAUCGAGAAAAACCAUCGAAGAAUAGUGAAAACGAAAAAACGGUUUCCGUUAAUUUUGGUUUUUUUUUUUUUUGUAAUUCAAUUAAAAAUAACCGUGGAAACAUGAAAUUUUCACCGAAUAUUAGGUUUUUAUUCUAAAUUCAGCCGUUUUCAAAUCGUUCUGGAGAUUAAAAUUUUAAGUCGACACGUUUUGGCGAAAAUCGUAAAAACCGCGGCAUUUCAAAAAGUUUAUAAAAUUACUUUGUUCAAAAUCGUUUUUCGUUAGCAGUUAUUUAUCCCAGAUAUAAAUUGAAUUGCUGUAUACACCUGUCAGUAGAUCGACUGUUUUUUUUUUUUUUAGUUUUAAUAAUUGACACAUUAUACUAUAUAUAUAUAAAUAUAUAAUACAUAAGUGCGUUUUUUUCGACGUACUAAUAUUGUGUUAAAAAAAAAAAAUUAAAAAACCGGGUUCGAAAAUAAAUGAACUAAUUUAGUACGUUUGUUACAAUAAUAUGAUACUGUAACAACAGUUCCGUUCACGAUUUAUUUUUAAUAUUAAAAUCAAGCGUUUACAAAAAAUACAAAAAACAUUUGUUGGAUAGCGCUGCUAUAGCAUUUCGAAUCGUGAAUUUUCUUGACGCGAGUGAAUAUUAUAAAUUUGAUUAAAGAGUUUUUCAUUCCGGCGGCGUUGGAACUAUAUAAUAGUACAUUUAAAACAACGAAAUUGACAAUUAAUACCUAUUAAAUUAUUUUAAAAUCUAUAAGGCUUUUAUAGAUAUUUUUGUUUUCAAAUAAGUUUUAUUUCUAAGAGAUUCGUACGCGUUAUUAAGAUGGUAAAGUUGUAUACAUAUCAAUUCUAACCGCGCCAUUGUCGUUAUUGCUUAUUAAGAAAAAAAUCAUAAAUAUUCUGUAAUUGAUCCACAAAAAAAAAAAAAAAUAAUAAUAAUAAUAAUUAAAGCCGGUAGAAUACAAUCAUAUUAUACGAAUUUUACGGUAUAAAACUGUUUAAUAUGAUAAAUCUCGAUUAAUAUUCGACACGUUAUCUGGUUUUUCAAUAUUUUCGGCUGUACAAUAUUAAUGAAAAUCUAAUCGAAUUAAUUUAUUGUACAUAACAUAUAUUUUGAAAAAAGUAGGAGUGUGUUUGGUAAAAAUUGUCUAAAAAUACACUAAAAAAAAAAAAGACCUUUAUAUUUCACAGUGCCUGGGUGUGCCAUUAUUGUAGGUGGGAUGUCGGGAAGGUAUUAGGACGUAUUGGAUAAUUUAAUUUAUAUCUAUACGCAACGAUAAAUCACUGCUAACGAAAAACUGUUCUGAGCAAAAUUCGGUUAGACUCGUUUUGUUAAAUUUAAAUUAAAAAUUAUUGUAUUAUUACUACACAAUAAAUUACAACUGUCGUCCGGGGUAUUCGUCUCAAAUUGGUAUGUAUUUUUAUAGAGACAAUCGUGUUCACAUAAAUCCGAAAAUAUAGUAUGCGAAAUGCCGUGAGCUUUAUGAUUUUCGUCGAAAUUUUAUCUUUAAAGGUUAAUAAAAAAAAAAGUCCUGACUAUACAGCGUUUUAGUAUUUUUAUAGUGUCAUGAGAACAACUUGUACGUUUUGAUGGAUCUUAUUGAAUCAAAUUUACGGGAAUUUUUAUGAGAAGCCGAAAAAAUGUUAUCCAUUUAAAAUCGAAUACAAAAACUCUAAAACUUCAAAUAGCCAUGGAUUACGCAAAAAAUCGUUAGAAUGUUUUGAAAAUUGUAUUGCGUCUAGAAAAUCGAAAAUAACAAAAACCAUCAUUAGUUAUAAAUAUUCUUGUUUUUCCACUUUUUCUCACGAUAGUUAUUAAAUCGACAAGAAAAAACAAAAAAAAAAAAAUACCCCCAUCCAAUGCAUUAACUUGACGAAUAAUGUCGAUACCAGAAACCAGCCACGAAUAGGUAGAUUAUCGGAGCAAUAUUUUCGGUGUAGAAAAGUAGUUUACGGACGCAGAUAGAUGAAAAUUACAUAAAAAUGUAAAAAACUACACUACAGCGUAGGUAGUAAAACCAAUAAAUUCAUCGCUGUACGCUCAAAAGAAAAAAAAUAUUAGGUGCAUAGAAACCUGCAGUCGAUAAUUUAAUCGCAUAUUUAAUUUUUUGGAGACGACACUUUUUUACCGGUUUUUUUUUUAUUUGUCGGUAGUUCCUUCGUUUACGAACCGUAGCCAUCGCGUAGGUAUAUACACUUAAUUAUUGUAAUGUUUAUACAAAUUACGCACGUUUAUACGUCUUGUCGUAUCUUUUCGGAAACAUAUGGGUUUUGGACACUUACCAACGCGCGUAUUUUCGGUCGAAACUCAUCAUCGUGUGCUGCAAAAGGGAAGAUCCUAUCGCGGUCGUCACGUCUUCAAUUUUAUUAAUUUAACCGAACCGUUUUCGUCGUCGUCGUCGCGGUCGAAUCUUAAAUUUGUGCGUGUGCUAUAAUAUUAUACAAGUACUACGAAAUUGUUUAAAAAAAAAACCCGAUGAAAAUAGGAAACUUAUUUGCCUUUUUUUUUUUUUUAUUUUUUUUUUUACCGAAACUUUAUUGUAAUUUGAGACAAGCGUUUUAAUUAUUUGAAUAAAUACAGUAUCUAUUUAUCUAUCUAUCUAUACAUAAUAUAUACCAUAGAUGACAAAAAACAAACCCGACCGUAUAUUAUAUUUUAUAAUUGUACAACGUCAUAUAUAAUAGCGGGGGCAUUUAUAGUUACUGAUAAUUAUAAUUUAUAGCUAAUCAGUUUUCUUAUAAUUUAUGUCCUACGGCUAUAUUAUUACUAAAUACUAAUUGGCUUUAAAAAAAAAACCCGAUGAAAAUAGGAAACUUAUUUGCCUUUUUUUUUUUUUUUUUUUUUUUUUGUUCGUCUUGUAUGUUAAACAUUUUUUUAAUUGUACGAUAUAUUAACAUGUUUAUAGGCCGCCUUCGGAGAAGAAAAACUCCCACGUCAAAAGACCGAUGAACGCUUUUAUGGUCUGGGCCCAAGCGGCUCGUCGCUUGCUCGCCAAUCAGUAUCCGCAACUGCACAACGCCGAGCUCAGUAAAACACUCGGGCAUUUGUGGAGGUAAGUAUUAUAAAACAAUUAUGUAAAAGAAAAAUCAGAUUUCGAAAUGAUUAAACGGCUGUAGGAUGAAAAUACAUACUUAGUUUAAACGGUAUUUUAUAAUAUUUAAAUCAGUGGCAUGUGUAGGGUUUCGCCAUAAAGGGAAUUUGUAAAUUGUGCUAUAUUAUUAUUUCAUCGUGUACUUAGAUUAAAAAAAUUAAUUUUUCAUUUACACAUUUUUGUCAGUACCUAAUUCAUAAUUCAAUUUGCCAAAUUAUCAUUGCUAUCAAAUAACUAAUACCUAUGGGCAUUGAAAAUUAUUAUUAGUCUAUUUACUAUAGUAAAGGAUAAGUUAAGAAAACGUAUAAGUUCAGAGUUUUUUUUAAUAUCAAUUAUUAGGUAGUACCAACAAAUUAACUAAAAACUUAAGUAAUUUGACUUUAAAUAAUAUAGAUAGUAACAUAUAUUAUAACUAAAACUAGACAGGGGGGAUAUAUCUAUACUUAAUGUUAUCUUUCCUUUUAAAUAUGACACUUUAUAUUACUUGAGAGAACCAAAGUAAAAGUAAUUUUAUUAGCAGCUAUUUUCUAUGUUUUGUACAGGAUAUAGUUGUUCGAUAUUUUAGAUAGUUUAUGUAGUAGAUAGUACGGUAGAUAACAUAAUAAUUUGCUCGUCUUCUCAAAAUUAACUUAUAUUUGAAAACGUUAAUACGACAAGCAAAAAAUCAGAGCUAAUAUACUGUUUAUAGGCGUACCCAUGUUGUAGAGAUAUGAAGUUGGGAAGGUAUGAUAUGUAGAGUUAUUGAAUUUAUAACUGUACGUAAUGACAAAUUGUUACGAAUGAAAAACGAUUCUGAACGAUUUCGGUUAAAUAUGUUUGUCGAAACGUUGCGAGUUUGAAAUUUUUUAAAAAAUGUUAACUUAAAACGCUUAUCCAAAAAAAUUGUUUUAUUAUUAUUACUACGCUGAAUUAUUUUUGCUAUCACCAAGUGCAUCUUAUGAUGAACUUACAAAAUUCCUACAAAACAUACAGAAAAGAGAAGCUAAGAGAGAAUUCAAAAUUAAAAUUUUACUACCAGAAAAGCAUGUUUAUUUUUCGCCGUCUUGUCGGUCGAAAUGCACGUAAAAUUCUAUCGCUGUAUAAGAACCCGACUCAUAAAUUAUAAUUAUACAGUUAAUAAUUAAUAAGUAUUCACGUAGUCAAUUUUUCGUUGGAAAGUAAUUAUUACUAAGUCGCGUUCAGUUUUAUAAUAUCGUUAUUAUACAUAAAUUAACAUUUUAAAUCAUUAUACAUAAUUUUGAACUUAAUUAUUAUUAAAUUAAACUGUAAAAAUUUAAUUUUAUAAACAUUCACGUUGCGAAUUUAAUUUUAAAUACCUAUAUUGUAUACGUCAUAUAUUAUACGUUUGUUCGUAUCGUAAAAACGACUUUGGCAUAACAUUUCCAUAGAUUCAAUCGAAAUAUAAUCAAAAAAAAAAAAUUAAAAAAAUACGCCACAUAAUAAACAUAUAUAUAUAUAUAUAUUUUUAUCUUUUUAAAUUAUAAAAUUGGAUUUACGUGACACAUAUAAUAAUAAAUAUAUAUAGGCGGUACCUAUAUCGCCAUCAUAUUACACUUUAAUAACGCGUAUCAUCUCGUGCGCUUGCUUAUAAAUUAUGUAUUUGGAAAAUGACAUAAACAUUUUUUUUUUUUUUUUACUUUUAUCGAUAUAAAAAUGUUUUAUAACUCACGGAGAAAGUUUAAUAAUAUAUAAUAUAUAUAUAUAUAUAUAUAUAUAUAUAUAUUAAUACUAUAUUAAUAUUAAUGUAUAAAACGUGCGCGAUUUAAAUAAAUAUUUAUAUUACCUACACAUAUUUUAUAAAAACCAAAUUACAAUAUAUUCUUUUUUUAUUUUAGAUCGAGGUGCAGUACGCUUACGUUGAAUUUAAAUAAGCGAACAAAUACAAUUUGUAUAUUUACCUAAUGCAGUUAGUCGUUAGAUUUUACGGUAUUUUUCGUUUGCAUUAUAUAUGUAUAGGUAUACGCGAUCGAUACAAAUAAUAAUAACCUACAAACUCGAAUAUAUAAUAACAUUCCGCGGGCGUGCGUAUAAAUAAAAAAUACUGUCGGCGAAUUAAUUAGAUUUGUAGGUAGGUAUUUAUAAAAACGUUUUGACCGAAUUUAAUAUCUGCAGCAAUAUAUUCUGCUAUAUCUGAUGAACAAAUCGGUUAUCUUGCGUUCCGAGCAGCACAGCUACGGUUGAAUAUUUUGUACUAUAUAUUAUUUUCACUUCGGUUUUAUUUAUUUUUCGAAUUUACGCCUAUGGGGAGUUAUAAUAUACGAUUAUAUGAGUACAGCGGGUAAAGUUAUUAACUUAUAAGUAAUAUACAUAAUUUGAAGUUAGGUACGUUAAAAUACUUUAACGAGUAAGACUUACAAGAAAAGCUAUUAGAGUCAGUGGCAUGUGCGCUAUUAGGAGUUAUAGCCUCCCUCGGCCCAAAUAUUACAACUACUAUACGUAUUUAUUUAGUAACUUUUUCUUAAAAUUAUAUAUUGAAGCUAAAAGCCACAGGGAAAAAAGCUUGAUUUAUCGAAUACAAAUUGACUCAUUAGAUCCGCCUAUUAAAUUCUCAUUAUCGAGAUAUAAGUAUCAUAACCAAAAGAAAAUUCUACGAUUUAUUCAUUAACCGUGAUUAUUAUACUUACUACAUCCUACAAUUGAAAAUUCAUGGACACGUUGCUGGUAAAAAUAAAAUUGUAGAGGAAGAGUACGACGAAUAUAUUGGCUGUCAUGACCGCGUAUGUAGUAUAUUGUAUAGGUUGGUAGUUGAUAUAAUAGCGAACUGAUUAUGGUUUCAGGUAUUAAGGAUAGCGAGUUUUAUUGCGGAGACAAAGUCUUCAUUCGCUUUUUAGCGAGGGAUAAAAAAAUAAUAUUUAAAACGACACGGGUAUGAGAAUAGAGUCAUAAACUCAUAACAUCAUAGAUUAGGAAGCUAUUAUAGAGAAUAAAAGCAACGUAAGCUAAAAAUGUAUUUUGCAAGCCUUAUUGUUUUUAAACCUUGGUUGAUCUCUUUUUUAAUGAAUGGUAUUAGACAAUAGUAUAAAUUGAUUUGAAAAACAUUUAUAAACAUAUUGGCAAGGGAUACUCAUGGGGCAUAGUAUAAUGGACUCUGGUUAUUCUUCCACCAUGAUAACAGAACAACAAAAGAACACGGGAGAAGUUAAAAUAUAUUUCAAUAGCCAAUAACUAGGGUUAUUUGUUCGAUUGUUACAAAAUUAUCUCGCGAAGCGGUGGUAAAUAUUUAUUGAAGUGUUAUAAUGUUAUUAUGUAGUGAUUUGUUGUUUCCUUAUCAGAUACGCUUGAAGGAAGAACUGACCCCAUCCUCGAGCUAAGGAAAAAAAAUAUGUUGUCUCGCUUAAGCCGAUUACAAAUCUUUUGAGGCUCUUCAUAAGCCGUAUCCAUAUUUGCGUUCGAAAUUGCAGAGCGUUGAACAUAAAUAGAUCUCGAGGCGUUUAAGAGGACGCUAUACAUAAAUAUGCAUUUGUUGAUGCACAAUAAAUAGCGGGUUUGCGCUUGGUAGGGACAAAUGUCUGCUGUUGGUUAUAAUAUUAGAAUGCAUAUUCGCCUAUUAUAAAACUUAAAUGGGAGAACAUUGUGUUUGAUUUCUUUUAUUUAAUGUUCAAGCGGGAUACAAGCGUGUGAAUAAUACAAUUUUUUAAAACGAUUGUGUCUCGUUAAACUGUUAAAAAUAUCAAAACAAAAAAAAAACCAAAACGUACAAACAUACAAUAAAUAGUAAAAAAUGUAAUUUCCUUUAAGUUCGAUAACAGGUCGAUAAUUCGCUCUAAAGCAUGAAAACUAACAGCACAAAAUGUGUUCUUUAGGCGAAUGCAAAUUUGAUGGAUCGUGAUGCGUUUGUGAAAAGACGGAGACGGUACAAAGUGCACGGCGCGUACUGCGUUUACUGUCCUCUCGAAUAGAAGUCGUUACAUUGUACUCUUUGAAUAGUUUAAUAUUAGGUAUUACGCCGAUUGUAUUUCCGAUACGAAAUACGAUUGUCGUCGUAUUCUACGUAAAAAUACAAAAUAUUUUAUAUUAUAACAGUAUACAUUUAGUAAAAUCACGGAUUUCGAAAAGAGCACGGCGAAUUAAAAACGUGCGUUGGACACCCUCUAUGGCGCUAUUAUAUGAUGUAGUAACGCGAUAUUUAACGCUGACUAAUAAUAAUAUUCUCGAUAUUACGCGUAGUAUGUACUAUAUCAUAAGACGAUAGUGUCCCAUCUACAUAAUAUUUCGUAUCGUCUUUAGUAUAAAAUAAUAACAAUAUUAUAGCCGCGUAUAUUCGACGCGAAAAACGCAAACGUAAAUCAUUAUUGUUAUUAAAUUUAAAUAUCGUAUUAUAGCGACAAAUUCUGCGAUCGAAACGAAUUAUUAUUGUAAAUUAAAAAUCCCAUAUUUAUUCAUAACGUGUAAUAACAUAAUAAACACUUACGUUAUAAUAUUAUACGUGAUAUAUUGGUCGCGUAUCUGCCGCGCAAAACGAUUACCUUGCAAGUAUGCAAUAAUUUACGAGUGCGUUAUACUCGAGGAGUGCAGUUUAAUAAUAUAUAUUAUUAUGUAACAUUAUGAUGUCGCUAAUUUUAGAUUUUGCAGAACGAUUAUAUUAAUAAUUUCGCGACGGUGUGCUUUUUUUUCCUCCUCCUCCCCUCCCGUUUUCGGUUUUCGAGAUCGUAUGAAUACCCGCGGAAUCGCGAUUAUCCGUUUAACGAACGUCUAGAUACGGUUUUCCUGGAAAUUCAUAAAAUUUAAAAAUCCACGAAGACAUUAACGUUCAAACGUCCGAAUAAAUAAAUUAUAUUCAUCCCCGCCCUCAAAUGAAAUGAUUAAUCAUUGUACUCAGGUAUUUUAAUAAUGACAAUAUCAUAUUGGCUUAACACUAACUGCAUAACUCCCACUUCCUAGCUCCCAACUGUAACCAUACAAUACUGCGGCCUUGCGGUUUAAUAUCAAGGUGCGAAAUAUUUCGAAUUUUUUUUUAUACGAAUAUUUAUUAUUAUUAUUUUUAAUUUUCUAAUGCCUAUUAAUUUGCACGGAAUUCACGAGAAAAACAAAAACAUCUACUUUUCCGAAAAUACCUACAAAAAAUAUUACAAAAAAAAAUUAAAAAUUAAAUCCUGUUUAGAGACAAAUAUUAUGUAUAUUAUUUUUAAAAUGUUUCUGGAGACCAUCAGUUUGCAUCAAUUGUUUUAAUGGAUUGUCUCUAACAGCGUAUACAACUAAUAACAACAAUAUGACAUCUCCUUUUUACUUUUAUUAAAUUUUCACUUGUUACUAAUAUCGUCCAUACGAUUUUGAAAUCAUGAUUAGUGCCAUCUGUAACAUCGUCUUGAUAACUACGGGCGAGGAGAAUGUAUCUCGCCCAGUGAUAGUUUUUUUUACUUAAAAUGUAUAAUAAUGUACAGUAUGGUGUUAUUUAUAUUAAUAUUAUUAAUUGUGAAAAAAAAAGAAUGUUAACAAUCGGCUUCAUCCCCUCUGACAAAACUACUCACACCAUAUAUCUUCCGGAAGAAAGAUUAAAACAUUGUAUAUUAUAUUAUUAGCUACACCGAGAUGUUAUGAGUUGUUUCUGUCUCAUUACCCGAGGUGUGAUUUAUCUCUAACCACGUGAUAUAAUAAAUUGGUAACAGAUAAUACCAUGGGAUCGGACGUGAAAUUUUUCCUAUGAUAUGUACAUAUAAAUCAAAAAUGUCCAACAUUGACUUUUCGUGUUCAAAAAUGACUACAAUUAUUAUUAACGUUUUCCUUUUUAUACACGCAUUGAUCAUAUCAUUAUUACUGUCGAUUCACAUUAUUUUUAAAUACCAAUACUUAUUCUGCAAUUUUUUAUAAUAUUUUAACAUAAUUAUCACAAAUAGAAUAAUAUUAUAAUCAUUCUUGUUGAAUAGUUUUUAAUAUACAUAUAUAUAUAUAUAUAUAUAUAUUUCUUGUUUUGUAAACAACAUUAUUUAAAUUAAUUGCUAAGUAGUUGGGUGGUACCUAUUUAAAUUAAAGCGUACGCAAUUCGAAAAUUAAAAGAAAGUUAAAAAGUUUUAUACGAAUUUGAAAUUAAGAGUUUUAAAAUAUUGAUCACACUUAAAAAAAAAAAAAUGUUUAAAAAGUAAUUACACAAAAAGAAUAAAUAUUACCUACAUAUAAGUAUUUCUAUAAUAUGCUAACCACACAACUUAACGUUAAUAAAUAAUUAAAGCUAUAUUGAAGAAAAAAAAAGUUUAGCACUGGCACACUAUACGAAAAUAUUUCACUAAACUUUAUGAAAAAAACUGAUAUCAUUUGCACAUAAUUUAAUUAUAAGAGUACAUUAUAUUACUUAUACUAUAAUAAAUACUAAUAUUCAGGUUUUUUGUCACCUAUAUUCCCCUAUCGAAUUUUAAAAUGUUUGCAAUAUUUUUUAUCUAUAUAUGUGUCUAAACUAUUAUGUCGUAUUCGUAUAGUACCUAUAAUAUGAAAUAAACGAACGAUGAAUUAUAGAGGUGUCGAAAAACUGCUGCGGGUCCCUGUAGACACGCGGAAAACGAAAAAAAAAUCCUAUAUAUUUAUGAGAUUGAAGUUUUUGCAGCGUUAAACUUCGCAGAGUUCUGUAGUUUUGUUUUAUUUAAAAUCAGGUAGAUAGGUAUUACCAGGAACUAUAUACGCGUAUACGAAUUUUUUAUUACUUUCGGGUUUUUGUUUUUUACGGUAAAUACUUUUCCAGGGAAAAAAAUAAAAAUUCACAUAUAUAAUAUUAUAAUUAAAAAUAACAAUAUAUUAUAAAAACGUUAAGUUCAGUCAUUCACCUAUAUAUUUAUUAUGGUAUUAAUAUAAUAUUAUAGAACGCGUAUAUCAACUUUUCAUCAUUAUCAUCAUCAUCAUGAUCAUCGUCGUCGUUAUAAUAUCUCCGGUUUUUUUUUUAACAUUUUUUUUUUCUUUAAAUAUAUAUGUACACAUAUAUAUAUAUAUAUUUUAACUUCUCUAUUCUGUAGUGAAGCGUAAAAUAUUCAUAUUAAAAUGGGAAAGGUCGCGUAUGCACACUCCGCAGAGAGACACUCCCGCGUUUAAUUAGUCUCUCUCAGAAUAUCAUGGUAAUAUUAUAUCUAUGUAUAUGACAUAACACAAGGAGUGUCUAGGGACGACGGAUAUGAUGCUGGCACGUAUGAGCAUCUGCAGCAGCAGCAGUAGCAGGGACGUAGUAAAUCGGACGUACGUUUAAUUGUCCGUUUAUUUUCAACCCCGAAAUGCGUUAACCCUUUAGGUAUAUGUCAAAUAUUAAAAAAUAAAAACAACACCAGAAAUACGUUUGUCUUCCCCGUCGUCGGCUGUACGGCUGACUGACAACAGGUGCCGAAAAGUGAAUAACAAAAAAAAAACAAACGGACAUACGCCGCACGGUGGGUGAACCACUGUUAUAGGGGAAAAUCUGGGAAGGUAGAGGGGAAAUCGAAUAUAUAUCUAUACGCAAAGAUUAACUAUUGCUAAUGAAAAACGAUUCUGAACGAAGUUUGGUUGUACAUGUUUUGAAAGACCAUAAUAUUUACGAUUUGAAAAUAAUACAUUUCGUAUAUUUUCCCAAAUUGCCUACGUUUUUCCAUUUAUUGGAAAAACUCUUAGGAAAAUCAAACAAAUUACAUCAUUAAAGUACCAUCCCAGUCGGACUUCCUUUUGGAAAAGAGAUUACUCGAAAAUCGGAGCGAAAUUUCUGGUAGAAAAGUUGUUCACAGAUAAAAUAAAAAUAAAUAAAUAAACAUCAUUGUAUGAUGUAUUAUAUUGAUAAUAAUAUAUUUUUUUUUUCAAUUAUUUCACUACUUCUAUAAAGCUCUAUAUAAUAUUUUGUUAAACAUAUAAUGAUUAUAGUAAAUAAACAGUUUUUAUAAUGCUAACGGUUUUUUACUCCUAAUAUUUUACAGACUACUGAGCGAUAACGAUAAAAAACCGUUUAUGGAAGAGGCCGAGAAGUUGAGAGUGACCCACAAGAAAACAUAUCCCGACUAUAAAUACCAACCCCGCAGGCGUAAGGCGGCCAAAGGCGUGCCGAAGGCGAUUCAAGAAAAAUCGCAGCAACAGCAGCCGGACAAAUCAUCCGAACAGAAUAACGAUCAUCAAUAUCAACAGCAUGUAAAACACGAUAAUUCGACGCCAAACUGUAACAGGUAACAAACAAAAUGAUCAUAUAAACAAAAUUUAUGUUCCAUAGAAUAAAACUGCAAAUAUAAAACAAUAAAAUAUAGCCCAGACAUAUUGAAUCGUAUAAUGUAAUUUAUACUAUGCGAAUUUAUUUCGUUUUAUCAAUCGAUUUAUUCAUAGAAUUUUCACUUUUCACGGAUAAUUUUAUAAUCGAAUAUUAAACAUUUUGGUACAUUUGAUCUAUUACAGGUUAAUUACCUAUAGUUUUUUUUUUUUUUGUUCUGUGGUACAGCCAGGGGGGCGGCAGGUCAUAACUCCCGUCGAAAUUUCAAAUUUAUUUUACGAAUCCUACACGUAAUACAUAUAAUACGUAUAAUAGUUGCGUAAUUUAUAUUGUAAUAUUAUUCCUGACUUUCCCUUGUAAUUUUAAAUACUUGUGCGUCGUGCACGUUACUUAUGUUUAGUUCUUAGUUUGUACCUCGGAAUCCCGUCCAGAAAAUUGUUCAAAUAUCAUAAUAAUCCCCCGAAAACGAAUUCUAGCCGCAUCACCGCAAUCUAACUUAGGUCAAUUUUUUUAAAACUCAUAUACAUAUAUAAGUAUUAAUACAAGUACGAUAUAUGCCUACUUAUAAUAAAACAGAUUUUUUUUUUUUUUUGUAAUUAUCUAUAAUAAAAUGUAACGAUGUAAAAUAAUACAAAUAUUCGGUACGGGUUUGUACAAUAGUAACAACGUCAGUAAUGGUCGUUCGAUCAAACAAGAAAUGAUAACCGCCAGCUCGUCGACCAGUAGCAGUCCAUCCGGUUCGCCGCCGGGACCGUUGACUCCUCCUACUACACCCAACUAUUACCAGGCCAAACCGAAACACGCUUGCUGUUACUCGCCGUACAGUAAUAAUUACAGUAAGCAUACGUCAUAAUAUUGUUAUUUAUUACAACCACCGCCGAAGCCGUUAAAACACUCUCGUAUCUGUAAAACGUGUAUGGAAUAAAUUCCAGACGAUUAAAAGAUUAUAAUAUAAUAAUAUCUGAAACGCUCGAAUAUCCUGAGUAUAUUGUAUUCUUCUCGAUUCGGUUUACCUCUAUAACCGCCAAUCCGUGUCUUAUUUUACUGUUAUCUCCCUGUCGCUUCCUAUAACAGGGUGUCUGUAUCUCGGUCUCAUCCCGGUCGGAUUCCCAUGCAGUAAAUCGUUGCCUUUAUUAUUUUUCUACAGUGUUGUUUGCUCUCUCUCUCUCUCUCUCUACCUCUCUCUCUACGCGUUGGACGUCGUUUAAUUCGUUUACUUUAAAAAUUCUUUACUAACUACCAUACAAAUUAAAAAUAUCUGCAAAUUAUUAUAAUUUUCCUCGCGAUUGCGUUUACAAAAUCAAUAAUACCUCUGCGUUACGUUUUCCCUGUUAUUGGACGUAAUUCACGGCCAUUUUAUAUUGAUCAGUAUUAAGCACACCUACUACAUAUCCAAGGUUGCCAUCCGUAUUAUUUUUCAAAAGAAUUAUAUUAUACUUUUGUUGGUAAAUAAUUUAUACUUUACAGUUCCGUUAAAGUAUACGCUGAAACACUUUAUUUUUAUAAUAUUGACACAUUCUGUUGAAAUUAAUCCAAAAAAUAAAAAAAGGAUUUACGAUCAAAUUUUUUUGGCCGUUUAACACAGUUUUUAGAUUAAAAAAAAAAAAGCAAUAGCACGGCCUAGAAUCGAGUUAUGAGCACAAAAAAAAUCUCCGAGUCAUUCUGUACUUUGAUUUAAAAACAAAGACAACAAUAGAUAAUGGUGAUGUAACGCACACCCAUCAUCACCACUGUAUAUAUUUAAUUUGAUUUUCGUUCGUUACGAAAAUAUUGUGUUAUUUAAUAUAUUAUUGUGCACCUAGACGAAGCGGUUAUCGAUUACAGUCUCGACUUUGGCCGUAUGGACGAUCUGCCGGCCGUGGACGGUAUAAAUCUGGUGGACACUUCCGAACUGGACCAGUACCUUAGACAAUAUCCGUCCACGUCCGCAACUGCUUCCGGUUCUUGGGUGCAGGACCAAGAGCAGUACUAUCAUCACCACGCUAGGUACCACGAACUACAACCGAAUCCGGCUGCUAAACCCGCAAUUUUGACCGUUUGUCAGACGGCGUAUCAGCCAUCGUAUCAGUACGUCAUCAACAACUUCAACUAACUCCCGAACGUUUUUUUUUAAUAUUUUUUUUUUUUUUUGGUCAAUAAAACCGCUAUUUAAGAAGUUAAAGGUACCUGCAAACAUAUACCUAUAACUAAUACAAUUAUUUAUGUCGCUUUUUUUUUUCGUGUAAAAACACGUGGUCAAUAAAAAUAUUUUACUACAAGUUAGGAAAAUUAUUUUAUAAUGAUAACAAUAGUAUAAUUUUCCCCUUAAUAUAUAGCCAUAUGGUAAUAAUUUUAUAUUGAUAUGACUGAUGAUAUUAUGAUAAUAUAACGAGAAAAUUCGUCGGCUUAAAACCAGAAGGUUCUUUAAGAUUUGUUUUUUUUUAAUUUUACUUUUUUCUGAAUUUUAAUAAGUACUUAUAUAAGUAAUUCGGGAAACAUUUUUUAAACGUACAGUAGAAUUAUUAGUAAUGAAUCAUCAAGAUAUUCAGGGCUCAAAUAGGUAUCGGUAAAGUCGAAUCUACCUACAACCUACAGAAAUACGAUAAAUAUGCUUUCGUGAAAAAAAUAUUAAACCUUGUGAUUUUAAGCAGACAGAAUAUUUUGUUUGUGGCUCAAUGUGUGUAACAUACCAUUGAAAUUUAAAUUAAAUAUGUGACCUACCUUGUUAUAAAAAAAAAAUUCGAUUCAUAAGGUCUUGAAGAAAUUCUUCAAAAAUUUUAUCCUUAUUUUGAUACAUUUCCAAUAUAUACUGAAAACCCAAAAUUUUUAUUACCAUUUUCCUCAUAGUUUAUCUGUCACUUUAAUCACUAUAUGUAUCUUGUUAAAGUGGUUUUAUGUUCCAACUUCGGUAUCUUCUUUUACCCUGAAAUAGGGAUUCAUCGAAAUCAACUAUGACAGAUAUUCUACCAAUUUGUUUGCUUUGGUUACAUUUUUCCAUAAUAUCUCUGAAUAAAUUACACCAAUUUAUAACUGUUGAUUUACAUUGAUUGGUUAAUCUUAAGGGCUUGAUCGUUAGAAAUUUCAUUAGACCCGUAUAAAAUAAUCGUAUUAGUAGGCCACGACUAUAGUGGGUUAAAAUAUCGACGGUAGGUCACAUAAUAUUGGACCACAACCGUAGGUAUACGUUUUUAAAUGUAAAAAAAAAAAAAAAAAAAAACAGCCAACAACAAAUAGUUUUAAGGACAAUAUUUAAGUAUUUAAACGUAUAAUAUAUUAUCGAUAAUAAAAUAAUUAAUAAUAAUAUAAUAUAAUGUUACAGCUACAGUAUUUUUAUAAUAAUAUAUAAUUAAUAAUUAAUUUCAAUAUUGUAUUUUACACGCAU
Molecule: messenger RNA, 20765 nt
Organism: Cinara cedri
Lineage: Eukaryota; Metazoa; Arthropoda; Insecta; Hemiptera; Aphididae
Source: the annotation of a GenBank genome assembly